AUUAUGGAAUGACCCAUUGUUGAAAUGCAGUUUCAACAGAGCCACAGCACAUCACUGAACGGGUCCGGUGAGGUUGUGGGCCCCCCUCCACCGCUGCUCCUGGACGAUGGCCCAGUCUACGCCGUACAUGAGAUCCUGAACUCUCAACAUCAAAUAGGUCAUCUCGAGUACCUCAUCGACUGGGAGGGGUACGGCCCAGAAGAAAGAUCAUGGGUGGCUCAGGAUGACAUCCUGGACCCGGCCCUGUUAACCAGCUUCCACGCAGACCAUCCCCAGCGUCCUGCUCUGCAUGGACGGGGCCGGCCUCGACAUCGGGAGUUCCGGGCCUCUGGAGCGGCCCGUGGAGAGGGGGGUAAUGUCACAUCCACACCGGACUCCCCCUCUCUCUCCACACUCCGUUCUCUCUCCCCGGACUACUAA
Messenger RNA from Myxocyprinus asiaticus (Chinese sucker), 420 nucleotides. RefSeq names its product chromobox protein homolog 2-like. The record is from RefSeq and is a predicted model, not a curated record. NCBI's taxonomy places the organism in Eukaryota, Metazoa, Chordata, Actinopteri, Cypriniformes, Catostomidae. Bases 25 to 420 code for a protein of 131 amino acids. The transcript is spliced from 2 exons.